GAAAGUGCGUCUGUCUGAACGCAUCGUCCGCACAUCUGUUUAUGGUCUGCUUUCCCACCCUGUCUUUCUCUCUCUCUCUCUCUCUCUCUCCCUCGCCUGUUCCUCUUUCACUUGUUUUAACCCCAUUGCAUAAAUACAUUGCACCCUCAGACUCCCUUCCGUCCUUCCCUCCUUUUAAAAUCGGACAUACGCUUCAUACAUACACCCCAGAUCAGAUCAGAUCAGUUCAGUUCUCAUUCCACACCUCCUCAAUCAACUCAUUCACAAUGUCUCCACCCGCCAUGUUCGCCCGAUCUCCCAGUCCUCCCAUCGUCAAGAUUCCUGGCCACUUUGGCGAUAUCAUGUCCAGGAGGGACACGACCUUGACCCUGCCUGACGGCUUCUCCGGCUCUGAACGGAUAUUGCUGACCGCCAACGGGAACCUCCAGCGUCUGAUCAGCGCGUACUUCAACAAGACCGUCUCCGUCACCAUCCUCGAGAACACCCCCGUCUCCCUCGCCCCAGAUGAAGAUCCUGCCAUCCUCUCCAGGUUCCAACGCGAGGUCAACUUGCUCUGCAACAACAAAGUCGUCUGCAACGCCAAGUCUCAGGUCCUGAUCAAGGAUCAAGAAAUCCACGAUCUGGUCGUCAAGAAGGGUGUCGGCAUCGGACAGAUCUUUCGUUACCUCGAUCGGUUACCGUCCUUUGAACUCCAUGGGCUCGGAAGGACCGAGAAGACGUUUUGGAGGGAAUACUCACUUCAGAUCCCGGGCGUGUAUUGUAGGCUGCUCGAGGUCCUGCCCUCGGCUUUGUUUGAUGAGAAUUGGCUGGAGAAACAGGAGGAACCGAUCUCUUGGGAAGUGGAUCUGGAGCAUCCGAGUGAGGGCGUCAUGACCUGGGUUAACCCCGAAGUCCAGUAGAUAGGGAUUCUCUCCCCUUCCCAGAAUGGUUCUCAGGGACAUUGUCACCUUUUUUUUGUACCAUAGACCUUCCGUCGCCCAUUAAACGCAUUCACGCUUUUUUCAUUUGUUGCUUUGUCCUCCCCUGUCCUUCCAGAUAAGUUUUUUGUUUAUCCAUAUCCGUCAUCGUGCCGAAAUCCCGGUCGCACAUGGCUUUCGAACACGAGAGAGCUGCGCAUAUUCCGAUGCACGACUCCGCAUCCGCACCCGCACCCGCAUCCGUAUCCGUAUCCUUAGCCACAUUCCCACUCACAUUCACCGUGGCAGCUUUAUUUUUUUCCGCCCCAAAGAGAGUCAAAGAGAACUGAUAAAAAAAACUCACGGGAACCCCGUUUUUGGAGAACGCCUCUUUCGACGUGUCCGGAUAACAAGUAAUACGCGUCGAGCUUGUCAAAAAAAA
Molecule: messenger RNA, 1338 nt
Organism: Gamsiella multidivaricata
Lineage: Eukaryota; Fungi; Mortierellomycota; Mortierellomycetes; Mortierellales; Mortierellaceae
Exons: 3
Coding region: 267-899 (210 amino acids)
Source: RefSeq, a predicted model, not a curated record